UGGAAGUGGGGCACGUGCCAACUUGCACACCUCGAAGCGCCGCGUGGUGGGGGCACGAGACCGGGGAGUAGGGGAAAUGUGCAUCUUAGAGCGCGGCGAACAGAAUUUGAGGUAGUCUGCGAGCAAGCGAGCAAGUAUGCGCUUGCGUGGCCCUCGGAGAGUUUUCUUCUCUUUUUGAUUUCCAUCUUUUUUUUCUCCCCUUGCCUGUUUUUAUUCCUAUUUUUCUUUCCUCUCCGUGUCUUUUGCCUACACCUUCUUUCUUCAAAACCGAGAUCCAAUCUCCGAGGGCCUACAACCGUCUAUCCUGCCUCCUCCCUACCGAUUCGACACGUUCAAUUGAAAUCACCGAGAGCAAUCGUCCAGCCGAAUUUCCAACUGAUAAUGCCGAACUGUCCAGAUUGGAUUGGAAACACGUACGGACCGAGAUUCUCAAGUGACACCGAGACGAAAUUCAUCGAACCAAUGAAAUGUCCAACGAGUAACCUAAUAACUUCACACACAAUCUAUCGCAAUUCCAUCACAAGGAUCUAAAGUUGUAUGUCGACUUAAUCACCGAUAAAAUAAAGUUGGAAUAUUGUUUUUGACGGAUUGUUGACGAAUGUCGAAAUCGGGAAAGGGAAAGGAUUUGUGUAAAUAUACUUGUACAUACUGAAAGAAUAUUAAACCUGUACAGAGAAAGAGAGAGACAGAAAGAGAUAGAGAAAGAGAGAGAGAGAAAGAGAGGCAACACAGAAGUAUAGAGAGAAACAAAGUGAGAACGAGCGCAAAGGGAGAGGGGUGACGUGCAAGAGAGAGAGAGAAAAUCCGGUUGCCUGGCGACGAGCCAUCUAGUUCGAUCCCAGCCAGCCGACCAGCCACCCUCUGGGCGCAGGAGCAACGAGAGAAGGCGACUACCUUUUGCCUUCGUUUCCUUUUUCUUGUCAUUCUUCACUUUUCUGAACCGCGCCGCGCCUUUGUUUCGCCGGCCUCAGCCUGCUGGUCAAUCUCCGCUGCCCACCCCGUUCGAUUCUUACUCGCGUUAAACGUCGCAGAAUAAUACACGCAUCGGUAUAUACGAACGAUGUUGGCGAUGGGUUUCAGUUAGACCGGGAAGAGAGAAGUGCCACACGUUUCAAGGCCGGAACGGUCGGUCGGUUGGUCGGUCGAGUGCGUUGUGUUGCGUGCAAGAGCGCGUGUGCCGAACGGUGGAAAUAUCGCAUUGAACGCAUAAUGUUUCGUUUCGUUGCGAGAGAGACGAGAGUGUUUGGAGUAGCAGACUGUCACGAGGAAAGUCAGCUUUCGAUGGGAAAAAACUAAGAAACGAAAGAGGAGUGAAGUGGUCCAUUGGUAGGAGGCAAAGCAAACGAAAAAAAUUAGAGAGAGAGAAAUAGAGACACAGUGCGUGUAUGUGGAUGUGUAUAUGCACACACAUGUUCGAAGAGAGAGAAAAGAGUAGUUGAGCGACAAGAAUAUUUGGAAACGAUGUGAAGCUGACGAUGAUUUCUCACUAUUUCUUAAGGAAUGAGGAUCAGUCCAAUCGUUGAUUUUGUCUUUCAACCAGAGGCAACGAAUACAGAAUAAACGAGAAAGAAUCUUCUCGUGAGAUGCAAAGGCAUACAUGUUCAUCGAGCUUUUCCAUGCCGAUCACGCAAAUCGUGAAUCGAAACGAUUCUGCGAUUGAUGAAAAGGAACUAGAAUGUUCCGGUAAUGGUGGUGUAUCAUCGGGGAGUCAUUCUGGAAGAAAGCUUGGAAAUCUCAUCGGAAGAGGCAUAAUCGUCGACGAUUCAUCUCUACGCGGUUGAUCGGGUGAAGUUUCGCUUUGAAUACUCGCCGUAACGAUAACGUUAAUCGGUAAUCAACGAGGAAGUCGAUCUCUCGCGGCAAUUGGUGCGGUCUAGGGAUAUUUUUAAAAAGGAAUAGAGGGAGAAGGUGGCCCAUUGAAAGAUCUUGCCAACUAUAACGGAUCUCGCGUCUUCCUCUACCCUGUCGGUUCCUCGUCUUUCCUUCUCAUCGUUGUGUACUCUCCCUCUAUCCGUCUUUCUCUCUCUUUCACCCCUAUCCUCCCUCUCUCUAUUUCUCUCUUGCUCGUUCAUUCGUUACAGCCGAUCAACACGAAUCGAGACCUACGCAUAGUCCAGCAACAUGUUCCAGUGCAUUAUUCAGCAGAAGAACGGAUGGAUUCAUCCUUAUAAUCCCGAUACUAAGGACGUUCUUCCAGAUGCGAGCUCGCUGUUGUUCGAGAUCGAAGAACGUCAAAAAUCCCGGCGUGUGUGUGCCCAAUUUGACCAGUGGCGUUCAAGAAACUGACGAUUGUCGAAAGUCACGCGAUUUUGUCGAUGUUCUUGUAAUUUUUGUGACUACGAUAAUUAAUUCGAGGAAAUAAUAUCGGCGAGUAUAUCCGUGACUAUUCGUUGUGAUGUAAUUAAUACGAAGAAGGGAAAGGAGAAAAAGAAUUCCCUCGAGUUUGUAAAUUGAAGAAAGAAAAGAAAAAUCGUGACUUUUCGUUGUUUGUUAAAAAUUCGAGAAGAAUACCGCGUGUAUGAAUUGUCGCGUGUGCUGUUCCGUGUAAUAUUGGCACGUGAUAAAGGGAUAAAUAGACAAGUAUAUACGGAAGGUGAUUUGUGUGAAUACACGAGGGAUAAAUCGUCGGCGGACGGACCGAAGGGAGAGAUCAGAGAGUGUGGACAAACGGAAAAGGAUAACGGAGAAAAAUGUUCAAGCUGGCUGGACGGCAAGAAUGGGAGGCCUUGACGAAAGAUAUACGGCUGCAGCUGAACGAGCAGCUGAGAUGCCUCGACAUCCGGAUGGAGGCGCAAGUCGCCAUCGUGGCGGAGCUUCAGGAUUUUUUUCGAAGGAGAGCCGAGCUCGAGCUCGAUUACAGCAAAUCUCUCGACAAGUUGGCCAGAAGCAUACAGCUCAGACACAAGGAGCAAAAACAAAAACGAGAGCAUUGGCCCCUAUUCUCAAGUUACGCUUGCUGGCAGCAACUUAUCAACGAGACCAAGUCCUUAAGCAGAGAUCACGCGGCGCUUUCGGAAGUGUACAGCACGCAUCUCGUCGGUCGUCUCAAUCAGGUGAUGGAGGAUGUACAACGGAUAUACAAGCGUUGCCGUGAAAUAGGCUACGAGACGCACGAGGAGAUCCUUCGAGUACUGGACGAGCUGCACACCACGAUGAAAACGUACCAGACGUACCAGACAGGGUCACGGCAAGCGGAAACGAAGCUUCGUGUCGCGGAACAACAGCGCAGCAAGCUCGAGGUGGCGAACGCCCCGCCCGAGAAGCUCGCGCGCAGCAAGAAAUACAAGCUCAUGGAAAAGGAAGUGAACAAGAGGAAGGCCAAGUAUCAAGAGGCAAAAUUGAAGGCAUUGAAAGCAAGAAACGAAUACAUUUUGUGUCUUGAGGCAUCUAAUACGACAAUACACAAGUACUUCGUGGAUGACCUUUCGGAUCUCAUCGAUUGUAUGGAUUUUGGAUUUCAUAACUGCAUCGCCAGAGCAUUGCUGAUGCACUGUAGCGCGGAAGAAGGUAGGCAGCGUUCACUGCAAUCUGGUGCUGAACAAUUAGCUGCGUGUGUUGGUGCUCUAGACUCGAGGGCAGACAAACAGAGGUUUCUGGAAUCUCAUCAUUCUGCUUUUAUGAUUCCUAAGAAGUUCGAAUUCCAAGGACAACGAGGGGACGAAGUACUUGAAACUCCCGAACCGGAACUGCAAAAAUUAUUACACGCUGAGAUGGAGCAAAGAUUGGCUCAACUGCAACAAAGAUUGACAUCUCUGAGAACGGAAUCCGAAGAAGUUUGGAAAACCUUGGAAACAGCGGAAGCUAGCCUAUUGGAGAUGUUAACCGCGAAAGACUACGAUUGUUCCAGAUAUUUUGGAGAGAAUGCUGUUCCGACCUCAAGACCACCAGAAACCGUGCAAAUCAAGCUUAGAGCAGACAGACAGGAAACUGAAGAAUUCUACCUCACGAAAUUCAGGGAAUACCUUCUUGGAACUUCAAGAAUAGCUAGGUUAGACGCAAAGCAAGAAUAUAUUCGACAGAGCUUGUUGGAUGGCUCUACCGCCAGCCCGAAUCCAUCAAUAUCAACAACGAAGCAAAAGCAAGCUCGAAGGAAACGAAUCGGUAGACUACAGAUAAACGGCCAGCCAAAGUUAUUCGGUGGUUCGUUGGAAGAAUAUUUGGAAAGUACCAAUCAAGAGAUACCUUUAAUCAUGAAAAGUUGCAUCAGAGUGAUCAAUCUAUACGGUCUUCAUCAUCAAGGUAUCUUCCGAGUCUCGGGCUCCCAGGUAGAAAUUAACAAUUUCCGGGAGUGGUUCGAAAGGGGAGAAGAUCCACUGGCUGACGUUACUGACGCGUCGGAUAUUAACAGUGUAGCUGGUGUGUUGAAACUUUAUUUGAGAGAAUUGAGGGAACCACUGUUUCCUAUCAUUUACUUCGAACAUCUGAUGGAAUUAGCACAACUAGAAUCAAAGCAAGAGUUUGUUAACAAGAUGAAGGAACUGAUUUCCAGUCUUCCAAGACCAGUUGUUAUAGUAAUGCGAUACUUGUUCGCUUUUCUUAAUCAUCUUUCAGAAUUUUCGGAUGAAAACAUGAUGGAUCCCUACAACUUGGCAAUUUGCUUUGGCCCCACCUUGGUACCUGUUCCAGAAGACAAGGACCAGGUACAAUACCAGAACCAAGUGAACGAACUCAUCAAGAAUAUUAUCACUUUCUGUGAAGAAAUAUUCCCAGAAGAUAUUGGAGGUACUCAAUAUGAAAAAUACAUCAGUAGAGAACCUGAUGACGUAGACGUAGGAGAUUCACCGACAGAGCAGGUCCAGGAAGACAUGGACUCAGAAGUGUAUCCAUCUGAGGAUGAAUCGGAAAACCUUGAGGCCACAGCACAAUUCGAUUUCAAUGCAAGGUCCGAAAGAGAGUUAAGCUUCAAAAAGGGAGAUACCUUGACUCUAUACACACAAGUCAGUAAUGACUGGUGGCGAGGUGCCUUGGCCGGUAGAGAGGGGCUUAUUCCCGAUAAAUAUAUUAUGAUCAAGAUAAAGGACGAAGAACGUGAAAAAGAACUCCUGAAGUCGUCGAGUGAAGAAUCAAUGCGAAGAAGGACCUCGAGCUCUGCCGACAGUGUUCUUUCGAGUAACAAUUCACCACUAAUGGGACCGUCUGGAAAUUCAACAACUUGGCCCUCUAAUUCCGCGACCGAUGUGCAGUCAGCCACAAAUAUAAUCGCAACAGACAAUAGCAGUAACAGUGGUGUUAUCCCAGCGGUCGUGACAAAUGCCCCUUGCAUCUCGUCAGCACAACCGAUCAUCAGUCGAGAGCAAUGUGCACCUCGUGUGGCAAAGGUGUCAACACCAGAAAAAGAGAAGCAUGCCUUCGUUUCUGAUCAUCGUGCAGACACAACACCAGUCAUUAUCAGUAAUAACGCCGAAGGUGAGAAGAUAUCGGACUUCAGUGACUCGUUACAACAACAACGCAACGAAGACGCUGGUGAAGAAGCAGAACGCAUCUCUUUGAUAAAUUUGGAUGGCGGAUCAAAGCGUGGAACAAGCAGGAAGCAACACUGGAAAUCCCAAAGUGUGGGUGAUACUGUGCAGCAGACAGCGAAUUCUCUCCAAACAAGCACCGUUUCUCAAGAAGAGGAAUCUCAGGAACAGCCGACGUUUUCAGCGAAUCGAGAACUUUGGCAGAGACGAGCGACGUCGCAAACGCAAUUGAAUCCACCCGCGCCUCCUAACCAUAAUAAGAUUUUUCGUACCUCCCAGGAGUUCCGCGAGAUGCGUCAGAAACACACACCGGAUUUGGUAAUGGAUCUGCCUUUGUCGGCACAGGAUGCAAGUAAGAAGUCUGCUUCGUCGAGCAGUCUGAGCAGCUCUGAUGAAGAGACUCCCACUCAGCCAACUCGUGCUGAGGCAGCUACGUCGCCAACAGGUGGUCCCGAGUCCCCCGACAUGAGUACCGCUGCAGAACGAUUUGCUAAACAAAACCAAUGCACUCUGAAGAAAAAUACCAAGUCGAAUUCCGACGCGUCGAAGUUGAAACGUAUGGAAACCGAGCAUGACCCCGAACAAGAGUCGGAAGAGAUUGUCAGGUCGACGAGUUCUAAUCAGAUAUCGGACUCAGUGCCUCUGAGAUCACCUCUUCCACCGCGUUCGACGCCCAAAAUAAUAGCGAAAUUUGCAGACAUGCAUCUGACAGGCGGCAGCCAGGUGUCCUCGUUCAAACCACAGAUAAAAGUGAAGCCGACGAUUCUUAAAAAACCGGUGUUGCCAUUCCCACAUCCGCACAUGAGCCCCGAGCUCGCGAGGAAAAUCGAGAAGCAAGCGCAGAGCGCCGAACAAACCAAUUAAUUGCUACCCAGGGUAUUACAGAGAAAUUUUUAGCAGCGAGAGAAUAUUUAUUUUCAGCAAUUCACGCGUGUUUGGACACAAGGUUUUCAGACGCGUACAUUUGCCACUGACUUUUCCAUUGACCAGUUACUCCGCCCAAAUCGCAAGGAUAUGAAGUGUGUUAGUUAUUAUACCCAAAAGAAAAAGAAAAAAGGAAAGCCGGACAGUAUCGUUCCUUAAUAUGAAACGGAACACGAGAAUUUAGUUUGAACCAGUGAACGUUGCGUAUUGGAAGGUCUGAUGCUGUCCUCGGGCCGAGUUUAUUUUUUCUACUACUAUUUUCCAUUUUCGCAUAAUUUUUUUACCAAAUGACCCGCGAAACGAUGUUUCUAGUCAUCGAACGACGAUUGAGAAACGAUGCGAGAAAUGUAUGAGCGAGAAAAUACAUCGAAAAAGAA
Molecule: messenger RNA, 6760 nt
Organism: Frieseomelitta varia
Lineage: Eukaryota; Metazoa; Arthropoda; Insecta; Hymenoptera; Apidae
Product: SLIT-ROBO Rho GTPase-activating protein 1-like
Exons: 16
Coding region: 2691-6323 (1210 amino acids)
Biological process (GO): negative regulation of cell migration; signal transduction
Cellular component (GO): cytoplasm
Molecular function (GO): protein binding
Source: RefSeq, a predicted model, not a curated record